Asterias rubens (European starfish) is the source of this 1088-nucleotide messenger RNA. RefSeq lists its product as uncharacterized. NCBI's taxonomy places the organism in Eukaryota, Metazoa, Echinodermata, Asteroidea, Forcipulatida, Asteriidae. Bases 1 to 1053 code for a protein of 350 amino acids. The record is from RefSeq and is a predicted model, not a curated record. The transcript is spliced from 5 exons.
AUGGAUGAAAUCAACGGAGUGCAUGUGACCCCUAAGAGAAAAGAACUGCGAAUUGUUGCACAACAAGUUGUUCGAAAAUUCAGCAAAUCUUUCGCUGAUACUAUCAAUGGUGUGACAAUAGGCGAUGGAUCGUCUACUUUGCUGCAACAGUUAGAAAGUAGAAAGGAAAACCUCCAAAGGCAAUCAGGUCUUAAUCGCCUCCAUAAACAAGCUUCAACUUCUAAUGAAAGUGAACCGUUGCAUAAGAAAUCGAAAACAAAAUUCAACAGCUAUGGAUGUGUAAAGGGUCAGUGGCAACCAGAUCUUCUGGAAGGGGAGUCGCAUGACACACAAGAGCAGAAAAGGGAACUGCUGAAGGAUGAGUAUGAAAAACUGCCAUGGUGUACACAAACUGUGGAUGACAACAUGAAAGCCACGUACAGCACACAACGCUUUGAAAUAAACAAUGGAAAGAGCGUUGAGGAUGUUCUUAAGCAGUGGCCUUUCCUUGCUGAGGAGAAAUGGCUCUUAGACCAUUUCCACUCCCUAACAGGGAUUGACUUACAAGAGUUACUAAAUGAUUCUCUUAUGUCAAAGGCAUCCAGGCUGUUUGAAUAUCUCAAAACAAAGAGUAACCCUGCAUCAUUGGUAGAAGUUGGUUCAUCAGAUCAAAACCACUAUUUAAGCCAGGGUCGUACUUUACUUCAUGACAUGGUGACAAGAAAUGACAUCAGUGACCUUCCCUCUACACCCUGCAUUGCAGUUAUCGGAAACAUGUACUCGCCUAAUGCUAAGCAUUAUCUUGCAAUCGAUGGCAAUAUCAUCAACUCGGUGAAGUCAGACAAAGCUUUAACCAUGAUGUUUGCAGCCUACUAUGUUUUCAACAUUCACUACACUAAGGAGGCAUCCUGCACCCUAGAUUUUGUUCAGAGAUUCUUCAUGGGAAUAAAUCCGAGUGAUGGGUCAAAGACUGGGGUGAAGAAGAGAGACGGCAAUGUCAGUGGUAAAGUCUUUGCACUGGCCACUGCAAUGGCCCUCUUCGAAAGUGACUGGACACAAACAAAUGAGCAGUAACUUUUAUAGACUUAAUUCAAAACUUAACUGAGGAA